GGAGGAUGGAGCCCGAGACCCGCGAUCACAGCACGGCCUUCCGCAAUCUCCACAGCAGCUCUGGAGAGAUGAAGCUGCGGAAGAGGAAGUCCACGCAGUAUGUGAUCGCUCAGGAGAAGCGCUCUCGGCGCCGUGAUCUUCUUGGAGAAAACACUUACCUGGUCUUGUUUACCAUUGCUCUGCGAAUAUUUAACUGCUUCUUAGUCCAGACAAGUUUUGUUCCUGAUGAAUACUGGCAGUCUCUGGAAGUUGCACACCACAUGGUUUUCGGUUAUGGCUAUUUGACCUGGGAAUGGACAGAGAGACUGAGAGGUUACACUUAUCCCCUAAUCUUUGCAAGCAUUUACAAGAUUCUGCAUCUUCUGGGGAAAGACAGUGUUCAAUUACUGAUCUGGAUUCCCAGACUUGGCCAAGCUCUUCUGUCUGCUGUAGCAGACCUAAGGCUUUACUCCCUCACGAAGCAGCUGGAAAACCAGGAAGUGGCACGAUGGGUGUUUUUCUGCCAGCUGUGUUCCUGGUUCACGUGGUACUGCUGUACCCGAACCCUCACAAACACCAUGGAGACUGCCCUCACUGCCGUUGCCCUUUUCUACUAUCCUCUGGAAGGCUCGAGGUCCAAGAACAGUGUCAAGUACUCCCUCCUGGUGGCACUUGCUUGUGUGGUCCGCCCCACAGCACUUAUCCCGUGGGUGCCGUUACUCUUCAGACAUCUCUACCAAGAACAGAGAAAGCUCCACCUGACGCUGCAUCAUUUUUUACCCGUAGGAUUCAUUACCUUCAGUUUGUCUCUGAUAAUUGAUCGUAUCUUUUUUGGCCAAUGGACGCUGGUCCAGUUUAACUUUUUGAAAUUUAACGUGCUGCAGAACUUGGGGACAUUUUAUGGCUCUCACCCAUGGCACUGGUACUUCAGUCAAGGGUUUCCAGUUGUCCUGGGGACCCACUUACCCUUCUUCAUUCACGGUUGCUUCCUGGCCCCUAGGAGGCUCAACAUACUGCUGCUGGCCGUGCUGUGGACACUGCUAGUGUACAGCAUGUUGGGCCACAAAGAAUUCAGAUUUAUCUAUCCAGUUUUACCAUUUUGCAUGGUGUUCUGUGGCUACUCGCUAGCCCACCUGAAGGCAUGGAGGAAGGCAGCUCUGAGCUUCCUGCUCUUGUCAAAUGUGCUGCUGGCACUCUACACUGGCCUAGUUCAUCAGAGAGGCACGCUGGACGUCAUGAGUCACAUUCAGAAAGUCUGCCCCAGAGGCCCUGACCCAGCUCCGGCCUCAGUAUUCAUCAUGAUGCCCUGCCACUCCACGCCUUACUACAGCCAUGUUCACUGCCCACUGUCCAUGCGGUUUCUCCAGUGUCCCCCAGACUUGACUGGAAAAACUCAGUAUCUUGAUGAAGCAGAUACGUUCUACUUAAACCCCUUAGGCUGGUUACAACAAGAGUUUCACAGCAAUGUGUCACUCCCCACUCACUUGGUCACCUUCAAUGUUCUGGAGAAGGAGAUCCAUGCCUUCCUCACCUCAGGGAACUAUGAGAGGACUGCUACUUUCUUCCACACUCAUUGGCCAGAGCGUCGAACUGGCAGUCACAUACAUGUCUACGAGCGGAGGUUAACCAGCAGAGUCAGCACAGGAGGGAACUGAACUGUGAGGACUUCUGCAGAGACGUUGGCAUAACUGAGAGAAACUGCAGGUGACUCGUGACAUGAGGGGAAGCCACUGGGGACAGAUGUACCAUACACUGUCCUGAGGCAUUCUCAGGGAACAUUUAAUUCGGCGCCAGACUUGAGAGAGACCUUUAGUUUUCCUCAUGGUGCAGUUUAUUGAUUCUUCCAUAGUAUUCAGGUGUGCAAGAGUUCACAAGACAAGCCAGCAAGCUCUUCACAAGCCAACAGGCUCUUGAACCCACAGAAGAGACAAAAGCAUGAGAGUAGAAAACGUUAGAGCGGAGUCCCACCUCAGCUUAAGCCCUGCUGCACACCCACACACGGCACUGACUGCCCUGUGUGAGCCAAGCUUGCUCUAAGCUCAGCUACUCAAACCCAGCCUUGUUUCAUGCACACAAUGUCUCAUGCCUGGCUUCCUGAAAACUACUGGUUUGUUUGUUUUUUUUUUCCCAGAGCAAAAAAAAAAAAAAGUUUUUGUUUUUAAUAAACCUAAGCUACAGGAAAAUGCAAGUUAGUAAGCUUUGCUUUUGCAUAAUAUAAAGACAGUCACGGGGAGUUCAUCCUAAUUUCAACAUCAAAAGAAGUAGAAAGCAUCCACAUCUCUUAACUUCCUAACUUAACUUAAUCACGAAUCAGUACUUAGGGUCAAAAGGUAACUGGCCCAGUUCUAUCUCGAGAUUUGCCGUGUGUCUUCCAUUAGCGCGACCGUAUUUAUACCAUUUACCUUCCCUUUUACAAGGCUGUGGAUGAAGGUGCUUCUGCUCUUGUUUUCGGUGCCUGGAGUUUUCAAUAUUUACCAUACGUUGCUUUUUAUCAGGUCGACUGAAAGUAGUAAACAAAUUUUUUAUCUAUGUUAGAGUUCAGUUGUCUAAAAGUAAAAAUAACAAUGUUUUUCUCCAUUAACCUAUCUGAACACUGCAGAGAUAAAAUGUAAAAUAAAAUCCUAUUAUAAUACCAGGGGAGAGGGAUAUUACUUCAACACUGAAGAAAAAAGGAUAGGCGUCAAUACGCCUGCACUGGCUGGAAGGGGGGACCUAGCAGGGGAUGAGGAGCAGGAAUGUAACAAUAAAAUAAUGAGGUGUUUCCAUUAUCACUCCAGUAAGAACAACCAGUCUCGUCUCCAUUGGCUUUAUCCCUCAGCUGAGAUGAAUACACAUCUUGCAACACAGUCUCCAACUCUCCCCCUCCUCCGACAAGUGCAGCGAGCAGGCACUGCUCUCUUCACACUCUGCCAGCAGGCUUCUCCACUGCUUUACAUGAAGACCUGUGUGCCAGCACCCUGCAGUCCUCAGCUCUAAGCACCUGUCUUGACAUCUCUGGGCUCUUGUCACUCUGCACUCGUCUUGAUUAGCCUUUUCUAUAACCAGCACAGAUGUUGGUGUCCCCUACCCUAGACCUUCCAGUGGGGACUGACUUACUACCAACCCAUCCUCUCCCAAGAAUGUCAACAGAUAUCUCCAAAAUCAAUUUGCUUCCGGUUCCUCUUGCUUAGGACUUCCUUCUGGUAUUCUGAGUAAUAUCAAUAGCCAACUGUGAAGUCAUUUCAGAUACACCCACAACACUUACUUUCUACUUUCCUUACACAAGAUAUAACUGUCUCACUUUGUGAGUUGUUUAAAAUGUAUCUUGUCUGCUCCUCACCACCUUCGAUGACUUCAUUCAGAUUCCCAUCAGCUUCUCAUGUGCAGACCAGCACAGUUGGCUGCAUACCUUGCCAAUUGACCCUCGUGCUGCUGCCAGUCAUCUAAAGGGCUAGGCAUCAUCCCACCCAGUAACAAGAUCCUCCAGAAAUUCUCCCUCUCACAAGAAAGAUAACUCAGGACAAAAAUGGAGACCUUCCUGGUUCACCCCAGCUCACCUGUUUCUGCAAAGUAGUAGGUCUUCAUUUCUCCAUGCCUUUGCAAAUGACCUUCUAUUCCAGGAAGGACCCUCCUCUAACCAAGUACUAACCCUCACUUCUCUUCCAAAAGCUAGUUUCAAAGCACGCUUCAAUGCAAGGUUACUUCAACCAUGAAGAUUUUCCAACCAUCUCUAGGCUACCUGCGGCCACUACACCUUCAUGCCUCUCCCUGCACAUCUAGCCCUUGAACAGCAAGGAGUUGUUUACGUUUCCGCAAAGCAGCCUCCAACACUGCUCAUUAAAGCACCAGAGAUCUGCUUCAAGAACUGAAGACAUCAGAAACCAGUCUCAUUAUUUUAUAGGCACAUUGCAUUUAUUAUGAAGACGGAACUUGACUCUCAGAGUAACAGACAUUUACAGUUACAGAAGGAAAGGCUGAAGGACAACGACACAGUCUUGAAGAACAUUGUGGGGCUGUGUGGCUCUGAGCACCCAGCACCCUUCUCAGGAGUAAGGCUGCACUGAGUGCUCCUGAACUCAACGAAACUGACAGUGACUGCAGGUAGGCAGCUCCACAUGACCUGGGCUUUACGUUAAAGUCUUUGUUUCUAGCUUCCUAAGUCAAAGAUUAAAAGUAAAUAAUUUCACCUAAUUAUAUAAACUAUACUGAAAGAAGCUAGAUUGGCUCAAUUAAGUUUAUAUACCCUUAGGGGUUGGGGAUUUAGCUCAGUGGUAGAGCGCUUGCCUAGGAAGCGCAAGGCCCUGGGUUCGGUCCCCAGCUCCGAAAAAAAAGAACCAAAAAAAAAAAAAAAAGUUUAUAUACCCUUUAAUUUUUAAUCAUUUGUUCAAGUCUAAGUGAUUGACAUGGAUUUUUUUUCAGUUUGCAAUAGUUAUAAUUUUAAAACUCUGUCUUUCAAUUUAUUCUGAAUUUCAUUGUCAAUAAAGCUUGUCUCUUAUAAACAGUAACCUUCCAAGAAGCUCAAAGUAUUAAAAAAUAAAAUAAAAUGCUAUUAUGCAUUUUAUCAUUAACUGUAUCAUUGUUAGAAGCUAUUAUAAUAACAUGGUUUUAUGUAAACCGACCUGGGUCCGAAUGGAAGGGCGAAAACGUGCCCAAAGUGUCUAUAUAUACAUCCGUCCAACUUCUCCAAAUUGUCAUCCUCUACUUGAUACUCCUUUAUGCUCUUAAGGUAACCUUUCACAUCAUCAACAAAGUCGGCGAAGGGCUUCUGGUCAUGUCUAAAGACACCGUUCAGGAAAAACGGACUGAUGAACUGAUCCAGUUCUUUCCAGUGGUGAAAAGUAUCCAGUUCAUUCAGUAAAUACCAGUGAAUCAGCUGUUUAAAGUCAUUCAUCCUAACAGGACCCGCUUGAUUAACAGGGCUAAUGGAUUCCUGUCCAGCACAUUCAAACAUACCUGAACAAACCUUUCUGGUGGAAUGGGUGCCUCUGCAGUCAAACUUGGCCUUGUAUGUAUAUGAAUUUGUAGUUUGUCUAAUUUCUUCAGAAUGACUGGGCUUUUCUCUCCCUCUGUCCCUCUGUGCGGAAGGGCCUCUGCAAUUCUGGUUUUGGUCUGGUGCCUCCCGCUCUGAGUAUGAAGAAUAACUGUAAGCUGUUCUUGGCUUCUCAGUUGCUUCUUCUUUUGAAGCCCUGAAUCUCUUACUUCCCUUUUCAUCAAAGAUAUUCUUGGUAGUAUCUUUGAAAUGUCGAAAAGUAGAUUUGACUGAAUCUGAGAACUUUUUCAGAUUUUCCUUCACAGCUUCUUUUGCCUGCUUGAUUUUUUCUUUAUGAUGUCUUACAAACUCCUUGGUAGAAUUCUUCAUAGCAUCAAAUGUUUCCUUAACUGUCCCCAGAAAUGUCUCCUUGGACUUGCUCUUCACCCUGUGGCUUCCUUUGCUUCCUCUCUUCCUCCCGUCCGCCUCCUGCUUUCCAUGUUGAUCCUUUGCCUCAACAUACAGUCUCUCCCACAAAUCAGAGCGCUGCUGCUCAAAGCUGAGCUUCUGCUCCAGCUCAGCAAGCCUCUGCUGUAAGAGCACAAUUUCCUUCUCUCCCCUUUGCACACUAGGAGAAUCUGCAUGGCCCUGUGCCUGGCGAGGGGCUAACUGCUCCAGUUCUGCCCGCAGAGCCAUUGCUGUGAGCCGUUCUCUCUCCAGGUCCCUUUUCAGCACCCUUGCUUCCUCCAAGAGAGUCACCCUUUCAUUAAGGAAGCUAUUUGUUUUCUGUUUUUCCACUUCUAAGUACCGCUUAAGAACCUGGUUCUCUCUAACUAACUGAGUACUUGUGCCUUUAUCUUCCAACAAUCUAAUCUGCUCCUUUAGUUGCCGUAACUCUUCCUGUAAUGAAGACAGGGUUUUCUCUUCCUUCUCCAGAGAUAGUCUUAAAUACUUAUUUUCUGCAGCAAGGUUGUUGUUCUGAGUUUCAAAGGUAACCUUUUCUGAUUCGGUAGUGGUCCAACACCUCUCAAGGUUUUCUUUCGAUGACUGGGUCUUUUUUUUGAAAGAGAAAAGAAAUAUUAAGUGCUUGGAAAGUUCAAUCUGAAUCUUUAUCAUGUAACAACCCUACCCUUUAGUGCUCCUCUCUCUCUCUCGCUGUCUCUCUCUCUCUCUCUCUCUCUCUCUCUCUCUCUCUCUCUCUCUGUGUGUGUGUGUGUGUAUGUAUAUGGCCAUGUGCACAAAUCCUUUGGGUAUAUAAAUGCUCAAUGCUACUUGCCAUAUAUUCAAGAGGCUUCUCCUUCUUAAAAAGUGAAAUAGAGGGCUGGAGAGAUGGCUCAGCGGUUAAGAGCACCCGACUGCUCUUCCAGAGGUCAUGAGUUCAAUUCCCAGCAACCACAUGGUGGCUCACAACCAUCUGUAAAGAGAUCUGAUGCCCUCUUCUGGUGUAUCUGAAGACAGCUACAGUGUACUUAUAUAUAAUAAAUAAAUAAAUCUUUAAAAAAAAAAAAAAAGUGAAAUAGAAAGUAAAAGUGUCACGUGGCGAGAAUGAGGAGCAGACAGGUACCUAAAAUCAAGAACUCUGUUGAGGAAGGAGAAUUCAAACAAGAACAAGUGGGCAAAUCCCAUUCAUGUCUAACAGCCUACUAGCAAGCAGACUCAAAGCCCCAGAGUCCGUGCGCAGUGCUGCAUACAGACACACCAUUGGAUCACACCCAUUUCUAAGCUAGAAAAGCAAGGCAAGCCCUUCCAUCUUCUUACUACAGUAGCUGUCCUAUGGAGUUUAGAGAACUAACAUUUUAUUCUAUUUAUUCCUUUAUUUUCAGAAAGGGCCUCUCUACAUCACCCUGGCUGACCUGUUACUCAUUCUGUGGACCAGAUUAGCUUCAAACUCAGAGAGCUGGUUGCCUCUGUCCCAGCAACUGAAAGAUUUUAAAGUUAGCUGCACUUGCCUUCUGCAGGAAACCUCACUGUUAUAUGGAGCCAAAGCUGGCCGCAUUCUGAGCAGACUGUUAUACCACAGGCUGCUAAUGGAUAUACCACAGGCUGCUAAUGGACACAGAUAUCAGAGAAUGGAUGUUAGCUUGGAGCUUCCUGCCCAGCACAGGCAGUGUCCUGCCCGUAGGUGAGAGCACUGAGAGGUCACUGAGUCAGGGCUUAGAUUUAUGUGUAACUCAUUUAUGUGCAAUUCACAUGCUGCAUCAUCCAGGAUUCUCACACUGUAUAAGCCUAAGAUGAAAACAUACAGGAAGAAGACAGUGUGUUAAUUUUGUUAAACCUAGUAAUCUUGGUUUUAAAAGGACUGUUCUAAACUGUACUUUCUAAAAAAAAAUAUUCCAAAGUCAUGCAAAUUCUGAGAUUUUAGUGUGGUUUACAUUAAUAUUAAAGUUAAUAACCAACUCUUGGCUUUUAGUAAGAAAAAAAGACUUUAGACCUUUUCCCUUGUUUCCUUCAUUUUUACCUGUAGGGGGGCAAAAAUACACUCAAAAACAUUGAUAAAAUGUGUGGCUUAAGAGUAAGUACUCAGCAGGACACACACAGGCAGGUCUCCUCAUGGGCCCAAACCCCACCUCAAGCUGAACACAGAAAACAUCAUUCAGCAACUCAGACUUUAGCAAAUAUGGACCGCCCGGUCAUUUUAUCCCAAUAUCACACUCUAUCAAAUACCUUUACCACAUUCAAAGAACAUAUUGUUGGUAAGAACUAUUAAAACACAAAAUUGAAGUAUAGGUUAUGUAGGCCAAGAAAAGGAAUAAAUCUAAUGGUAGUUUAUAUAGGCAAAGUAAGAUUUUUCAAGUUGCCAGGCAUGAUGGCGUAGACUUUUAGUCCAGCCCUUGGGUGGGAGAGGUAGAUAGAGCUCUGGGAGUGUGAGACUAGUGAGCUGCUACACAAUGAGUUCCAGGACAGCCAGGGCUAUAGAGAGAGACCCUGUUUCAGACAACAGAAGAGCUGUGAACUAGACAAGGUUUAAGACACUGACUUAUCAAGUAUACUAUACCUCUCUGGCCAGCUCACACGUCUAUAAUGUCAGCACUCCGGAAGCUGAGUCAGAGCUCAGCCUGGGUUACACAGUAAGAUCCCGGUUUUAAAACCCUAGGUUUUAAAAACCUAGAUAGAUAGAUAGAUAGACAGACAGACAGACACACACACACACACACACACACACACACACACACACACACAGAGAGACAGACAGA
This is a messenger RNA of Rattus norvegicus (Norway rat), 8121 nucleotides long. NCBI's taxonomy places the organism in Eukaryota, Metazoa, Chordata, Mammalia, Rodentia, Muridae. The record is from RefSeq and is a predicted model, not a curated record.